GGCGGACAUCGCUUCCGGAGCAGCAUGGCGGCCACUGAGGAGGAGAGGCUGGCAGGGAGCGGUGAGGGAGAGCGUCUGGAUUUCCUGAGGGACCGGCACGUGCGGUUCUUCCAGCGAUGCCUCCAGGUCUUGCCAGAGCGCUAUUCUUCGCUGGAGACCAGCAGGUUGACAAUUGCAUUUUUCGCACUCUCCGGGCUGGAUAUGUUGGAUUCCUUAGAUGUGGUGAACAAAGAUGAUAUAAUAGAGUGGAUUUACUCCCUGCAGGUCCUUCCCACAGAAGACAGAUCAAAUCUAAAUCGCUGUGGUUUCCGAGGCUCAUCAUACCUGGGUAUUCCGUUCAAUCCAUCAAAGAAUCCUGGAACAGCUCAUCCUUAUGAUAGUGGCCACAUAGCAAUGACCUACACUGGCCUUUCAUGCUUAGUUAUUCUUGGAGACGACUUAAGCCGGGUAAAUAAAGAAGCUUGCUUAGCAGGCUUGCGAGCCCUUCAGCUAGAAGAUGGGAGUUUUUGUGCAGUACCUGAAGGCAGUGAAAAUGACAUGCGAUUUGUGUACUGUGCUUCCUGUAUUUGCUAUAUGCUGAACAACUGGUCAGGCAUGGACAUGAAAAAAGCCAUCAGCUAUAUUAGAAGAAGUAUGUCCUAUGACAAUGGGCUGGCACAGGGAGCUGGACUUGAAUCUCAUGGAGGAUCUACUUUUUGUGGCAUCGCAUCACUGUGUCUGAUGGGUAAACUAGAAGAAGUUUUCUCGGAAAAAGAAUUGAACAGGAUAAAGAGGUGGUGCAUAAUGAGGCAGCAAAAUGGUUAUCAUGGAAGACCUAAUAAGCCUGUAGACACCUGUUAUUCUUUUUGGGUGGGAGCAACUCUAAAGCUUCUGAAAAUUUUCCAAUAUACUAACUUUGAGAAAAAUAGAAACUACAUCUUAUCAACUCAAGAUCGCCUUGUAGGGGGAUUUGCCAAGUGGCCAGAUAGUCAUCCAGAUGCUUUGCACGCAUACUUUGGGAUCUGUGGCCUGUCACUAAUGGAGGAAAGUGGAAUUUGUAAAGUUCAUCCUGCUCUGAAUGUAAGCACACGGACUUCUGAACGCCUUCUAAAUCUCCAUCAAAGCUGGAAAACCAAGGACUCUAAACAGUGCUCAGAGAAUGUGCAUAUCUCCACAUGACUAACUUUAGACUGGGAAGGUGGGGGGAUUUGUAGCAUAACUGUAGCUCCAGCUUAAAGCCAUGUAUAACCACGUGUGCUCUUUUUUUAAGAGGUAGAGUCUUACAGUCAAAUCUCGUACUGAUGUCUUGAGCCAGUAACCCGUGUACUGAGUUUCAAGAAAAUCUUUGUUGAAGUUUAGACCAUGACUCUGUAGUGGUUCUUAAAUGUUUAUACUGUAUUUCUAAGAAGUUCUUUGAGGCAAAUUUACUGUAUAUAUGUAGGUUAUCUUUUUUAAAAUUCUUCAGUACAAAUUGUAUCUUCUUAUAAAAUGGACACAAAUCUUAAAAACAAGUUUACACUUCAUAUGACAUUGAUAAUCUUCAGGUGAAUACUUAGCGCUUGACUGCUGAUGGUAAAAAAUUUGCUUUAGUGAAUUAAGUAUCUGGGAUUAUUCUUUGAAAACAGAUGAUCCCAUAAUUUUUUUAGAAAAGUGACUUGUCUUAUCCUUAAGUAAAAUGUGCCAAUUAAA
Molecule: messenger RNA, 1668 nt
Organism: Nycticebus coucang (slow loris)
Lineage: Eukaryota; Metazoa; Chordata; Mammalia; Primates; Lorisidae
Gene: PGGT1B
Product: protein geranylgeranyltransferase type I subunit beta
Exons: 9
Coding region: 25-1158 (377 amino acids)
Biological process (GO): protein geranylgeranylation
Cellular component (GO): CAAX-protein geranylgeranyltransferase complex
Molecular function (GO): CAAX-protein geranylgeranyltransferase activity
Source: RefSeq, a predicted model, not a curated record